UCAGAUAACAGGUCCGGGAUGGAGUGCAAACAUGUGCAGACACACACACACUUAAAUAUCUGUUUCACCAAAGCCUCUCUUACUGUAGACUGACUGUAAGGUGCAGUGGAAGCAUCGUGACGGACUGACUGACUGACUGACGGACGUUCGGCAUGUUUUAACUCUGGUGAAACCGUCUGUGCGUCGACAUAUGGAACAUGUGGAUGGAUAGAAAGUGAACCUGCAGCACAGUGAACCAGGAUGAGAGGAGCAACAGGAGGAUCUUAACUUACACGACGACAACUGGAUUUCAGCACAGUGACCAUGGACCUGAGGAGCAGCCCCUCCUGAAAUCAGCAGAGGCCACGCCCAUCAUGGAUGAGUCAGACUUUGUGGACGAUGACGGGAAAGACACACCGAUGCACCAGCCUGGAUACUCUCAGGCAGACACCGCGCUGUUAUACCCCCCCUCUCUGUCCCCCGACCCGGUCAGCCCGCUGACUCACCUGGGGACGCUGCUGGCCGGACACGACGCACCGAGGACCGGCAACGGAUGGGACAGGAGACUGGACCCAGGGUUUCAAGGCUGUCAGUUACUGGGAACAACAAGGGAAACAGGAAGAGAAGCUCAUGCAGACCAGAGCGUCAUCAUCCUGCACGCCAAGGUGGCUCAGAAGUCCUACGGCAACGAGAAAAGGUUCUUCUGCCCUCCUCCGUGUGUUUACAUCAGCGGCCAUGGAUGGAGGGUCAUGCAGGAUCACCUCAAAGCGGCUGGUUAUGGAGACUCUGUAUAUCGAGUGUAUGGUUACAUGUGUCUGGACAGCUCCAGUCAGUCUCAGGCAGACACAUUCAAACUGGUCUUCGAUGAACAGCCAAACUCCAGGCAGAUGUUCGCCUGCGCCAAGUCCCUGUUCAUCUCCGACCAGGACAAGAGGAAACACUUCCGCCUGUUGCUGCGACUCUUCCUGGGCAACAGACAGGAAGUGGGUUCUUUCCAGAGCAGAAUGAUCAAAGUCAUCUCCAAACCCUCCCAGAAGAGACAGUCCAUGAAGAACGCCGACUUGUGUAUCUCCUCGUGCUCCAGAGUAGCUUUGUUCAACCGUCUGCGCUCACAGACGGUCAGCACUCGUUACCUCUCAGUGGACAGAGGAGCUUUUGUUGCCAGCGCCAGACAGUGGACGGCGUUCACUAUCACCAUGGGUAAAUUGGAGGACCAACGUGCUGACCAAGGAGACUUUGUGCUGAGCGAAGGCUUCAUCUGUUACGGCUGUGUGGUCCAGUUAGUGUGUACUGAGUCUGGAGUAGCGCUGCCACCCAUGGUGAUUCGAAAGGUCAACAAGCAGCACGCCAUCUUAGACGUGGACGAGCCUGUUUCUCAGCUCCAUAAAUGUGCCUUCCAGUUCAGAGACAGUCCUCAGUCCUACCUGUGUUUAUCCAACGACACCAUCAUACAGUACCAGGCUCCCUCCAGCGUCAAAGACCCCAGCAGAGUGGUGCUGAACGACGGAUCCUGUUGGACCAUCAUCGGAGUGGAAACAGUGGAAUUCACCUUUAAUCAGGGUCUGGCCUGCAUCCAGACACCAGUCAGUCCUUUUCCUGUUAUCACAGGGUUAGAGGUGAAUGGUGGGGGACACGUCGCCAUGCUGGAAGUCCAUGGAGAAAACUUCAGCCCUCAUCUCAAAGUCUGGUUUGGCAACAGUGAAGCUGAGACCAUGUUCAAGUCUCCCAAAUCUCUGCUCUGCGUCGUUCCUGACGUCUCUGUUUUCAGUGACGGCUGGCGCUGUCUGCGCCGCAUCAUCACCGUCCCUCUGUCUCUCAUCCGAUUGGACGGCCUGAUUUAUCGCACAACGUUCAGUUUCACCUACACCCCCGAGCUCCAGCCGCCUCCGUCCGUCCGAGGGGCAGGAGGAGGAGGGAAGAGAGACGGAGGGGUGGACGGAGGCCAGGAGGACGAUGUCCUGUUAGAGACCAUCCAUCAGGAGUUCACCAGAGCCAACUUCCACCUCUUCAUGCAGAGUUAACUGAACUGUCCUCAGGUGAAUGUCUGCAGUCUGAUGAUCAGGCGGAGAUCACAACAGAAACUGAUCGUCUGCUUUUACAUCAGUUCUGGUCCAACUUUAAAGUCACAGGCUUUUCUCUGGGCCACAGUGUUCUCUCCUGUUAAGCUCUGGUAAUGUUUACUGGGUCAGAAUAUUCAGUGGGUACACUGGAAUCACCUGACAACAAGAUAAUAAGAAAUAUGUGAUUUAUAAUUAUCGAUCAGUUAAAUCCACUUCACACUAAUGCCCUCAAAUUAUUUAGGAAACAGUGAAGAACAGUGAAUUUGAAAACAUCUAUUCUUCUGUUUCAGACUAAAACUGAAACACCCCAGAACGUGUGACUCUAAAAACAGCAGCUUGGUGUUUGUCGUGAAGUAAAGAACUCUCCUUCACCUCUAAUCUUUCUGUGGUCAAUCAGUUUUAAUAAAUGAGGAAACAGUAACUUCAGAGAGUAAACUGCCCACUCA
Messenger RNA from Lates calcarifer (barramundi perch), 2485 nucleotides. Its product is annotated as recombining binding protein suppressor of hairless-like protein. Gene Ontology annotation, biological process: regulation of transcription by RNA polymerase II. The record is from RefSeq and is a predicted model, not a curated record. The coding region runs from base 354 to 2000 and encodes 548 amino acids. The transcript has 13 exons. Gene Ontology annotation, cellular component: nucleus. Gene Ontology annotation, molecular function: RNA polymerase II cis-regulatory region sequence-specific DNA binding; DNA-binding transcription activator activity, RNA polymerase II-specific. Lineage: Eukaryota; Metazoa; Chordata; Actinopteri; Centropomidae.